AUGAAAUUCCCGUCACUGAUCGCCAUCUUUGCCGGGCUGGCAGGGGGCGUCGUAGCCGACGGCGGCCACCCACGACGCGGCCUCGAAUCUGCAACAUGGACAGCGCCGGAAAUUGUCGUACCUCACCGCGAGACGCUUGUAGCAGGAGGCGACCACCCGCCGGCGAAAGAGGUGCUGAUGCGCACGUCGUCCUGGAACGUGCGGUUGCUUCCAACGCCGUCGUCGCCGGUGGCGUCGGACACGGAGUGGUGCGACGGAUUGGACGACAAGGGAUUGCCCGAAGCGUCCGACAACAAGGGAGAAGCAGCGCUGCCCGGAUCGCCGUCGGGGUUGUCGGCCGAGCCGCCGAACCCCCCGGCCGGCGUCGACCCGCACAAGCUGCAGGUCUGGGUCCGGAUCGACACGGAACUGUGGCGCGAUGAGGAGCUCGAAAACCCCAUGGGCUUGCAGCACAGCGCCCUCAAGGCGCUCACGCAGGGCAUGGGCGGCAGGCACGCCGACGUGGUCAUCGGGAACAGGGAUAAAUGGUGGUGGGAAUACGGCAUGGCGUUCGAUGAUGGGGACUGGAAAAGUCGGGACAGCGCCGAGGGCCACCCUGUGAUAGUCUACGCCAUCGAUUUGAGCGGGAAAUCCACAUCGAGGUGGGAGUUCAAGGGCGUGAUUGAGAGCCCGAGGAUAAAGUGGCCUAAUUCUCCCAUCUUGACCAAGAUAGCCGCUUCAGUGGGAGCGGGGACGUAUUCCACCAAGGAUUGGAACUGCCGUACAUGGAGCGAUAGGUUUGUAGAGAAGCUUAGACCUUUGAUGAUGCCGCAGCAGGGGCAAUCAAGUAAAAGGCAUCCCAAAACCCGCCGCGGGGGCCCACGGGCGCCCGUGGGCUAA
Molecule: messenger RNA, 879 nt
Organism: Pyricularia pennisetigena
Lineage: Eukaryota; Fungi; Ascomycota; Sordariomycetes; Magnaporthales; Pyriculariaceae
Exons: 2
Coding region: 1-879 (292 amino acids)
Source: RefSeq, a predicted model, not a curated record